UUCUGUAUCACCGGAGUUCGGAAAGCAACCUCGGAGCUGCCACGGGCUACCGAUGGGUUCUUUGCCGUGUUUAUACGUGUAUCCUGUUUUUAUUUUAGCGCUUGCUUUUAAAAAAUUAUCUCUAGCUAAUAUCAUUAUUAUCACAUUUUGAUCUCGACAAGUAAUACUCCCCGAAAAAAAAAUGUACACUGCGUUAAUUUGAUAGAAAAAUAUAAUAGACAUUUAACAACGCUACACCGUCAAGACGUUUGACUCCGCUGAAGGAAGGGCAAAGAAGAAAAGUGUCCCAAGUAUGAAUAUUCUUUAUGAAGUUUUUUUCAACGUCUUUCGACUCAGGUAGUUAAGCUGACUUGGGAAAAAAAAUAUAAAAAGGACGGGGUGUGGCUGAUUAGCCCACGUUUAUGAUGUUCUAGGCUAGGUUUCAAAUGAUAGGCCACGAUAGAAAAGUUGAUCAAGGUUGUUAAAAGAAAGAAAAUACAGUAAUGUCUGUUCCUUCCACAUCAUCAAAAAAGCUUAGUGAAGGAAAACCAGGAGGUACAAGUCCAAGUCCUAUUGAAAGUAUCGAAGUUGUUCCUGGACCUAGUUCUUUAGAUCCUAUGCAUUGCACCUUUCCACAAGAUGGUGAAUCUGAAGAAUAUGGUGAUGAAGAAGAUGAAGAUGAUGAUGAAAGUAGUGAAGAAGAGAGUGAAAUUAGUGAUUCUGGCUUAUUUCGUGAUGCUGAGUGCGAAGAAGAAAUUGAAGGUAGCAGUUGUUCAUCGCCCGUAUUACAAGCUCAGCCAUGUUUACCACAGAGAGUUCAUAGUCCUAUAUUACACACAUGUGUUCCAUUGGAUAUUGUACAACCUCAUAGAAAACGAAAAAGUGAAACAGAGUCUAGUUUACCAUGCAAAAAACUUAAUCCAGAAGAUAAAUCUUAUAUAAUGAAUGCAAAAAAAUUGGAUGAUAAGGCUAAACAUAUUAGAUGUGUCAUUCCAACAAAAGAUAAUCCACCACCUGAAAUGAAUAACUGGCUUUUGCAAUUUCAAAGGUGGUCAAAUGCAGAAAGGAUGUUAGCCAUAGACGAAUUAAUAGAAAGAUGUGAACCAACGCAAGUACGCCAUAUGAUGCAGGUUAUAGAACCACAAUUUCAAAGGGAUUUUAUAUCCUUACUGCCAAAAGAAUUAGCCUUAUCGGUAUUGGCUUUCUUAGAACCCAGGGAUUUAUUACGUGCAGCACAAACUUGUAGAAAUUGGAGAUUUUUAGCAGAUGAUAAUUUACUUUGGAAAGAGAAAUGUAUAGCUGCUGGUAUAGAUGAUUUAAAAGAUUUACCUCCUUCAAAACGUAAAAAUUGUAGAAAUCCUGGCAACUCUUCAUCACCAUGGAAACAAGCUUACAUGCGACAACACAAUAUAAAAAUGAAUUGGAGAACAAAGCCAAUCCGUACCCCAAAAGUUCUUAAAGGUCAUGAUGAUCAUGUUAUUACAUGUCUUCAAUUUUCUGGUAAUCGAAUAGUUAGUGGUUCUGACGAUAAUACUCUUAAAGUUUGGUCAGCUGUUACGGGUAAGUGUUUACGAACAUUGGUUGGACAUACAGGUGGUGUAUGGUCCUCCCAAAUGUCAGGUACUACUGUAAUUAGUGGUAGUACAGAUCGUACCUUAAAAGUAUGGAAUGCAGAGACUGGACAGUGUAUACAUACUUUGUAUGGCCAUACAUCAACAGUGAGAUGUAUGCAUUUAUAUGGAAAUAAAGUGGUUAGUGGUAGUAGAGAUGCCACAUUAAGAGUGUGGCAAGUAGAUACUGGUGAAUGCCUACAUGUACUUGUGGGUCAUUUGGCAGCUGUCAGAUGUGUGCAAUAUGAUGGAAAAUUAGUUGUCAGUGGAGCUUAUGAUUAUAUGGUAAAAGUAUGGAAUCCCGAACGCGAGGAGUGCCUUCAUACAUUGCAAGGACAUACUAAUCGCGUCUAUUCCCUCCAAUUCGAUGGUGUACAUGUUGUUAGUGGAUCACUAGAUACAAGUAUAAGAGUAUGGGAAGUAGAAACUGGUGCUUGUAGACAUACUCUUAUGGGCCAUCAGUCUCUUACUUCAGGUAUGGAAUUGCGUAAUAAUAUUUUGGUGUCUGGAAAUGCAGACUCUACAGUCAAGGUAUGGGAUAUUGUUAGUGGGCACUGCCUUCAAACACUUUCUGGUCCAAAUAAGCAUCAAUCAGCAGUUACUUGUCUGCAGUUUAAUAGUCAUUUUGUGAUUACUUCAUCUGAUGAUGGUACUGUUAAACUAUGGGAUGUCAAAACUGGUGAAUUUAUAAGAAAUCUAGUUGCUUUAGAAAGUGGUGGGAGUGGUGGAGUUGUAUGGAGAAUACGUGCAAGUGACACAAAAUUGGUGUGUGCAGUUGGUAGCCGUAAUGGUACUGAAGAAACAAAACUUCUUGUCCUCGAUUUUGAUGUAGAGAUAAAAUAGUGCACUUUCUCACAGACUGGAUUCCUGCUCCUUUGUACGACUUCUGUACAUACUUUAAUUAGGUAGCAUAACCAAUUUACUGUACAAUGUUUCAUGUAUUACAUGGUGUGAUUGUGAUAAGACUGUAUGGUGGAAAUUUGAAGAAGUUGAUUCAAGUCAAUUUUGGACAUUAUGCGCGAUCUUCGAUUAAAUGAGUUGUCUAACAUUGACGGGAUUAAUUGCAUAACUUACGGAGUGUAUCAAUUGCAGUGUACAAAUAUGAGAUUUAAAAGACUCAACAGCCUCUGGGGAAUGAGAGCUUUAUAAGUGUAAUACUGAAUUAUUGCUGUUAUUGAAUUUAACGAAAUCGUUACGGAUAUAAAAGGAGGCAUGAUAAUUCUUUCAUCUUAAUGCAAGUUUAUGUGGGCUAUGAAAAAGAUUUCUUAUAAAAAAAAUAAGGUUUUAUUAAUAUUAUGGAACGGUUAUUUAUAGAAUUUCAAUUAAAAUAAGUAAUUAUUAAUUGUCCACAUAAGUUACAACUUGAACGUCAUUCUUUUUUAUUAAUUUUUCUUUUUUUUUUGUUUUUGUUUUUUAAAGAAAUUUCUGAUUAAAUCUUUUUUAUUAUAAAUGCAAAUAUCAUGCCACAUGAUUUAGAUAUCAAUCUGUAUCUAUUUAGAAACAUGAUUUUUGUUGUAAGAAUGGAAAUACAUUGUUGUGAGACUGAAAAAGAGAUACAUAUGGGAGGACACAAAGAUUUAGAUUUUGUAACUAUCACUUGAAUAUAAUCGUGUAAUAUCUAAUAUUAGUGAAUCAUUAGGUAUAGUAAAAAUUUUUUUAAUACUAAAAUUUUAAGAUUACAUCGAAAUAUGUAUAAAAAAAUUUUUUUUCUUUUCCUUUUUUUUUGCUUGAAAAUGCAAAAAUUUGAUAAGAUAACUUUUAUGUGUAUACAAAUUGAUAAGGAGAUAGAAUUCAGUCUUAAUUGGAAUUCUGGAGUCAUGGAGAAUAUGACACGAAUUUGUUUCGAUAUAUUCACGUUAAAUAGGCGUAUAUGUGAUAUAUAAAUAUUUUCAUUAGGUGUAAUCCCAUAUGUGUGGCGAUUAAAUCUCCAUCGUUUAAUAUAUUCAAAAAUUAAAAUGACUUUUAUAUAAGUAUAAAAAGAUCUAAAAAUGAGCGGAUCAUUAGGAUUAUUGGAAAAGGAUUUAUUUAUUCUAUGUAAGCAAUCGUAACAUAAAUGAUCGAAAAGCAAAUGUAAUGAAAAGGCUCGCAUCGAAAGUUAUAGAAUGUCUUUUUUUGAUAAUUCAUAAAAGUAUUUUUUUUUACCAAGGGGCAAUAAUAAGAGCUGCAUAUUAUCCCCAUAUAGUAUGUAUAUGCUAAUUUUAUAGCAUCGCUUAUAUAAUCACGAUCUUUAGAGCCCCUAUGAGUUGUCAAAAGUAAGUUAAAAAGUUAGACUAAAAAGGCAUUUAUUUAUUAUUCCAGCUUAGAAUUUACAGUAAAUCGAAGUGAUGUAGACAAUAAUGAAUUAUUGCACUUAAUCACAAUCAUUAUUCCUGAGAUAGAUAAAAAUAAGCUUGCAAAAAAAAUUCAAAAUAUUAAUUUUUUCCUCUUGCAAAAAGUUUAUAUGCCCGUAGAAAGGGCAUUAUAAGGAAUGCAAGAAAUUAUAUUUUGUGUGAAUGCAUCUUUUAUUAUUGGACCCUGGUUAUCCUAAGGAUCGUGUUUUAUUUGUAUAUUGCUUAAUAGUUUAUAUUAUAAGGAUGUGUUAUCUGUUGUAUCAUUUUUUACAAGAAAUAGAAAAUGUUGCUCCAUUUUAGAAAAA
Molecule: messenger RNA, 4224 nt
Organism: Vespa crabro (European hornet)
Lineage: Eukaryota; Metazoa; Arthropoda; Insecta; Hymenoptera; Vespidae
Gene: ago
Product: F-box/WD repeat-containing protein 7
Exons: 8
Coding region: 483-2432 (649 amino acids)
Biological process (GO): proteasome-mediated ubiquitin-dependent protein catabolic process; ubiquitin recycling
Cellular component (GO): nucleus; cytoplasm
Molecular function (GO): ubiquitin binding
Source: RefSeq, a predicted model, not a curated record